Osmia lignaria (orchard mason bee) is the source of this 1345-nucleotide messenger RNA. RefSeq lists its product as uncharacterized. Lineage: Eukaryota; Metazoa; Arthropoda; Insecta; Hymenoptera; Megachilidae. The record is from RefSeq and is a predicted model, not a curated record.
GUACAGUAGUUUGUUACAUAAUAAUUGAUGAAUACAACAUGUAUAAAUACUACCUUGACUGUAGGUUUUAUCUUACAUAUCAAUGCUUUUCAAGUAAUUAAGAUGAAGAAACGUAUACUACACUUUCAGACAUGGCAGUCACAAGAUGCCAGUGUAGCUUACUAUAAAUACUUUAUUGCACAAGGAUGAAUAGGACAAAGAUAUAAAUAAGUAACUCUACUGUAGCUUCAUUAUUAAAGCUUUUCUGAUUAGUCUAUGAGAUUGUUAUCAUCUAGAAACAGUGAUUUUGAUUACUUAGUAUAAAUUUAUUAUUUAGUAUUCAAGUGGAAAAUAAGAAAUAGUGAAAGACUAUACAGAGUCUACAUAGAAUUAUCUUUGUAGUUAUGCAAUAUGAUACACUGACAAGUGCCUUCUGCUUGUACUGUCUAUAGAAUAAUUGUUCUUGCACCCAUCUGUCACGUUUACAACCAACUGUACUCUAUUGAAAUUCUUCUUAAAGUUAGUAGUGAAACAAGUUCUGUGCCACAGUUGCCUAGUACUUUUACAUUUUCUGCAAUUGAACACUUUAUUGAUACAAGUGUAAAAGUGAUAAAUUUGUAAAGUGAGUGCAAUUAAAAUAACUUGAAACAAUAACAAUUUGAAAGUAACAUAUUUAGAUAUUUCACAUUAUUUGAGAAAGAGGAUAUAAAUAAUGCAACAGAUGAGCAUAAAAUGUUUUCUACUUUUGUAUUCAUUACUGUUCUUAUUGAAAAAUGGAGUUCAUGGAGUAGUUACAGUAACGGAAGUUCCGGCUGGUCAUUUAGCUGAACUUCCAUGUUUAAGUAGUGAUGAUUAUCAUCGUUUUAUGUUUUGGCAACUUACCGAUGACAAUCGUAUUAUCGGGCCUGGAAACCCUAUGGAUGAAAAUAAAUACGAUUAUGAAGUGUUAACAGGAAAACUUAUGAUAAAGGGUGUGUCAACUGCUGAAUCUGGUUUUUAUAAGUGUGUUUCAAAAGGUGUAUCAGAUCAAUCUGCCAUUAAUAUUCACGUUGUUGAAUUAAUUGUGAAAAAAGAUUGGGAAGAUGUUUGGGAAAACGAUUUUGAGACAAAUUUGUUACGAGGAAUGACUGCGGUUAUGGUAGUAGUUGUUGGCUUAGCUGUUGUUCUUUUUAUUAUUACAACAAAAAGAAGACGAAACCGUAAAUUUUUUGAUUUGGAAGAAUCCAGAGAAAAUUCUCCUGCAAAAUACACACCAAAUGUUAUGGCUCGUCCGACAGCGCCUUCACCAAUACCAGAAGAUGGUGGUAUCGAUAACGAAGCCCUUGAUAUUGACUUCCCAAAAGUAUUCAACCAGAUGCAGAAGUAA